CCCAAUCAACACAAAUCCGCCCAGCCCAUUAUUUCCAAGACCCGACCCAGUAGCCUUUAAUUCCCAAAAUCCACUUUGUUCAACAGCAAACAAUACGAACCCUAAAAUCCUCUUCAGCGCCGCCCCAACGGUUCAGCUGAUAGUUGAAGGAUCUCGUGGAAAUGGCAACGUAUAUGUGGAGGAAAUAUGCAGACUAUGUCUACACUAAAUGGGAAAAGACGCUCCUCUGGGAUAUGGUAGAACCAUUUAGGAGACCAAAAUCGUUUACACCUCUUGUUUCAAUCUAUGUAUGUGCAUUUUAUACGGGGGUUAUUGGAGCAGCCAUCACUGAACAACUUUACAAGGAAAAAUACUGGGAAGAGCACCCUGGACAAGAAGUGCCUCUAAUGAAACCAAUGUUUUAUGGUGGCCCUUGGAGAGUAAUGAGAGGCGAUGUUCCUCCUAUGGGAAAGUUCGAACUCUGAGCUGCAGUAAAUUGGAUUGUUAUUAGGUAUCCAAUGUAAGCUCUAGGAGAAGGAAAGGUGCCACCUUAGUCUUUGGUUCAACAGCAAAGGUAGUACAAACAGGAUGUGUGGUAGGCGCACACUAGUUCGACUCUUACAAGUGGAACCAGCUCUAUAUAAGUGGAGAAGAGUAGAAGUUCGAGCCUGUUAUCCACCGAAUUUGGAACUGAUUAUUAAGAAAAGGAAAGUUGCCAUUAUUUUUUAAAUAUGUUGUGUAAUUAUACUCGAUCUAUCCUCUCUUGUAACGAUUAUAAUUUAAUUGCUCAAGGACAAAACUUUGUUAAACAAGGUACUUGAACAACUUCAUUUAUAAUAUGCCUCUCCCUUCACCA
Molecule: messenger RNA, 835 nt
Organism: Lycium barbarum (goji berry)
Lineage: Eukaryota; Viridiplantae; Streptophyta; Magnoliopsida; Solanales; Solanaceae
Exons: 3
Coding region: 162-464 (100 amino acids)
Source: RefSeq, a predicted model, not a curated record